Messenger RNA from Mycosarcoma maydis (corn smut), 405 nucleotides. RefSeq lists its product as uncharacterized. The transcript is spliced from 3 exons. NCBI's taxonomy places the organism in Eukaryota, Fungi, Basidiomycota, Ustilaginomycetes, Ustilaginales. The coding region runs from base 1 to 405 and encodes 134 amino acids. The record is from RefSeq and is a predicted model, not a curated record.
AUGGCUUCAACAAGCCACUCGUCAGCGGCUGGUGCAAGCGCCGUUACCAACGUCGAGGAAGAGUUUCGAUCCGGACCCGGUGCUGCACCUGAGGCACUCGACGAGGAAAUGGCUGCGAACCCCACACCAACUGCCGAGCGCACACACACGCCACUCAGCAUUAACACAGCAGAAGCGCAAGACGAGUCGGAUCUCGCACCAACGUUCUUCCAAAAUAGUAGCAGCAACAACAAGAAACGUCAGAGCGGAACAAAGCCGGCAGAUACCAGCGCUAUCGCAGUCCAAGAUAGUGACCGUGAUGAUGACGACGACCUCAUGGAGCCGGACCUGCCAGGUCGAGAAGAGAGUCUCUUGGACGAGAAGAUCCGAGCUCGCUAUAUUCAAGAGAUCGGUGACAUAUUUUGA